Molecule: messenger RNA, 12825 nt
Organism: Spirodela intermedia
Lineage: Eukaryota; Viridiplantae; Streptophyta; Magnoliopsida; Alismatales; Araceae
Source: the annotation of a GenBank genome assembly
AUGGCGUCGGACAGGGAGAAGGAGAGGGAGGCGGAGCUGGAAGGUGCAAUGUACACCAACUGCCUUCUUUUGGGGCUAGAUCCGGCCAUCCUCAGCGUGGGAGCAAGUGGCAAUGUGCCCCGGGUGGGACACUUCCGCCAUUCUAACCCCAGGUUGGGGGAGCAGCUUCUCUAUUUCCUCCUUUCCGCACUCCGCGGUCCGGCACAGUCUGCUAAGGCAAGCGGGAUACUCCCUACUUUUUGUGAUCGAUCGUGUAUUCGUACCUUGGGGGACUUUGUGUCGACAAUUUCACGGGUUUCUUCUCGUUCUCCGUCUUUCUCCUUCCUUCCGUACCACUGAUAUCUCAUAAAUUCUCAGGAUUUUGACAAGGUGUGGCCAAUCUUCGACUCCACGCAGUCGCGGGACUUCCGUAAAGUGAGUUCCAAGUGUCAUUUCUUCGUAGCGAGACGAUACUUUGGCUUUCUCUUUCCAAAAUUUUCCAUCUUCUCUUAGCUCUGACACAAUACAAUUUCUUCUCCGGGACCCUGCUGGCCCUCUCGCCCGAAUAGAUUGUUCAAGGGAUCAUUAGUGAACUGGAGUCACAGGGUGCUUUGCCGAGGAGCAACUCUAGGGUUUCAUCCCUUGCGACAUGCUGUGGGCUAAGGUGAAUGCUUCAAAGAUUAACUGUGUUUAUGUUUGUCCUGUCUGAUACCCAAAAAUGAAAGAAGAUUUGUAAGUUAUGUUCUAGUUAUUCAAUAAAUUUAUUCUAUGCGUCUCUCUGCCAAAAGUACUAGAAUUGUACCCAAAUGUUUAAAGGUAUCAUAUAUAGCACUGUUUUCUGUGCACAAGAUUCUCUCAAAAUGAUCUGAGGCACAAGAGUAGCGAAAAUUUCAAGGUAUUUGGCAUUGGAUAUUCUAGAACGUUGAGAUUGUUUGCCUAAAACCCAAGACAGCAUUUUUUUUGAAAUAUAAGAAAACAAUUUUCACGUAGUCCUACUCUGGAGGCAUAAGCUUAAAGGGAGAAACAGAAGCAUUGGUGGAGGUUAAAACAGAAAACAGGAGAUGGAAUAAGGGGUGCAUCUUCUCAUCUGAAAUGCUUAAAUGAUGGAAAUAUGAAAAAUAUGAUAAUGAUGAGUUCCACUUAUUCUCUGUAUUCGUUUGUACUCUUGUUCCAAAUAUUCAGUCCUCAACAAAAUACGAUGUCAAAGUCUAAAGUAACUAAGAUUGAGAAGCUAAUUGAGAGAGUAAUUGCCAAUUCUGUCACAUAUUGGUGCCCAUGCUGGUGCUGAAUCUUUUUGUGGAAACUACUUGGUGCGAAAUUCAAAUUAGAAAUAAAAGAUCUUGGCUGUUGGACGGAAUAGUAUAAAUUUGUCAAAAGCUGAAUUCCUGGACAUAAAUUAAGGGUGCUCUCAAUCUUAACAGAUGGUGUUAGAUUUUGCAAUAUAAUUGUCAUCAAAAUGUACUGACGUACAGAUCUAGUCUUAAGUUUCCCAAUAUUUUCAAGAAGAGAUUAUGGAAUAAUGUGUAUUUUUGUUGAAUGAUAGGGGAGUGAAAUACAAGGACUUUUAUCCUAUUAAACAUUGUCAUCUCUGCUGGAAGAAGUCUAAACUGGGGGGCUGGGACGCUGUAUUAGCAGCUUUUGAAGUGAUAAACGAUAGCAUAUCCCCUAUUUAGAGAGCUAUCCAAGUAAAGAGGGAUUCAUUGAGAAAAAUUGGUAAUGCUUUGGAAACUCUAUUUUGGUUUGGUAAUUAGACUCUAGUGUUAUUCUUUAUGCGAAAAAUCCAAAGUGACGCUCAAUUACAGGGGAUACAUUGGCAGAGAUGCACAAGAGUCAAAAAUAUGCUAUCAGCACAAAGCAGUAUUGAAGAAAUGAGAGCGUUGAUUAUGCUACCUCCUGCAAACAGAUAACUUGCUUUUACAGCGUGGAAUCAUCAUAAUGUCAUGGCAAGUUAUAUUCAGGGAUUGGAAGGCCACAUAGUCUGAAUCUUUAUUAGCGGACAGUUGAUAGAGGAUAUUGGAAGAAAUUUAUGAUCCUGCUAAAAAAGUUAUUUGAGCAAUGAUUUUGGCUGCAGUGCUUUGGGCCACAUGGAGGGAAACGAAUGAAAAGAUCUCCAGAUUAGAUUUCAGGAAUCAAUUUACAUCUUAAAUACUUCUUUAGUCCUGAUCAAUUAUUGGCAAAGAAGGCUCGUUAUUGCAGCGAUGUGAACUCAAGAAUUCAAAAAGGGUCCUGAUUGAAGCAACCUUUUUAUUUUUCUUUCUUCCCAGAGCCUUCCUAGGAAAAGUAUCAUGUGCUGAGGAUUAAUCUUAGGGAUGGAAAUUGGUAGUGUUUGCACCUACCUCUCCUUUUCGCUGCCUGAAUGUUAAUGAUUUCAGUGAGUAAUGAUUUACUGAAUUGUUAAUUGCAUAUCGUAUUAAAACUUAAGAUUUUGUUAAAUAAAGCUUAUAUUUCAGAGCUGGUAGUAUUUCUUCCUUACAUUGUAGAUUUUGAAGAGUAUGAUAUUGAUCUUUGGUCCUUCUAUCUCGUGAUUUCGCCUCUUUAUCCCUGGAGGAUUGAUAUCUCAGCCUUUAUGCACAUUUGCAUCAUUUUUUUUCUCUUGAUUUUUUUCUCAGUCCAUUUUCUUAUGUUUCCUUUGUUAAAGCUGUCUAGUAUGAUUAUUCUGUUUUUCUCUAUAUGAAUUUACUCAUUCACCAAUGAUUAUUUUUAUCUGCAGAGGAGCAAUGGCUCUGUCUAAUUUUACCUAUGCUUUCAGAACUCUCAUGUAGAUUACUUCUGUCACCAUGGGCUUUCUUCAAUUAGUUCUUUGUCUGAAUUGUAAAACUUUAUCAUGUCAGAUUUGUUGAGCUAUUAUGGCAGCUCUCUGUCCAUGCCUUACGUGAGGUCCACAAACGGAUAUUUUCAGCUGAUGUAGCCUCUAAUCCUCUACCUGCCUCCUUGACGGAUGUGUCUUACUUACAUGCAGCUUCAUUACUUCCGAUCACCAAGGUAAUCUCAAUGACGUUUUCUGCUUCUAUGACAUAAUUCUUCACUUGCCCUCCCGAUUUUCUUUAUCACAGUCAAAAUCGGAUUGUGCGCGUUGAAACUGAAGUAAGAGGUUGAUAGAAGGUUUUGACAAUGAUAUUUGAAUCAUUAGCUUCAUAAUUUUGGCUCAUUCUUUCUUGCUUCUGUGCCAUUUUGAGAGGGUGGAGUAUCCCAUCAUGUUUUAUUCCAUGUUCAAGGGUUAUCUUCUCUUUGAAGGUGAGCAUGACUUGGCUUUAAGUAGUUCAAGGCAUUUCUUUUCGGAGAGACGGAUGGCUGUGAAGAACUAGUUAGUGUGAAGACAAUGUUGGAUCAUGCUCCUGGAUAUCUAGAUGACACUUGAUGUGUAGAAAGUCUGCAGGAAGAAAGGAAGGGUAGAUUUGGUCCCCAGACAAGGUUCCAUUGACUUAGCGGUUGUGAAGAUCAGGGAACAGAAAGGACAUUAUGUGGAUAAGGAAUUGACAGAACAUGUUUCUAUCAAUGGAGUACUGAAGCACCUUGCAUAUAAGGUCUCUCUGUAUAAUGAAGGAAUAUUUUCUUCAGUUAGAUUUUAAAGUAACUCACCAUUGCCUGGCCGAGCAAUGGUAAAGAUGUGUGGUUUUGUGAAUAUUUUGUAGUAGCCUCCUACUGAUGAACCAAUUUAAUAUGAUAUGACCUAUCCUUAUAUGAAGGUUGCUAUCAGGUUCUAAUUGUCUAUUUAGUUAAAGGUCUUUGUAUGUGAAGUCGACAGUAAAUUUUGCUGAUCAAGAUUUAUAUCUUAAUUGAAUAUUUUUUAUUAUUAUUUUAAUGAUAUGGUAAUAGUUUUAACUCAUGUAAACGAAUGGAUUGUUGCCUUCAUUGUCUCAAUUAUUUUGUUUGAUACAAAGAUGUUAUUGCUUCUGAUAAAUCUGAAUAGAUCAUGGGGUCCGUUUUGUCCACUUGUGAAGGGGCUAGGUCUAGGGUUGAGUAGAUCCCAGGGAUCCAAACGGGCUCCUCUUGCUCACCUCAGGAUUAGACCCCAGGGCUAUGCCUAACCAAGCCCCCAAAGGCUUGCUUGGACUGGUUAGGUGGCUUGGACCGGAGCCUCAUGGCGAUCCAUGCCGUCCCAUCCUGCUCACUUGGGAAAGAGCCAAGGCUAGACCUUCCAAAAUGGUUGGAGGUGGCCCCAUCUUGGUACCUCGUCCCCAUCUAUUACAUUUCAAACUGGAACGGUAGAUUGAAUAGCUCUUGAAGAAUCCUCUUGUAAUUCGUCUGCUUAAACAAUGCAAUUAACUUUUUCCCUGACAGUUAUUUCUCCACGUGGAUUAUUUACUUAACUUUCUUGUCAUUUAUCCAGAUGAAGCAUAUUUUAUGAAACCAAUUGUUAAUGUCUUUUAUAAUAGAGAAGAUGCGUGGGUGAUUUUUCAAUUGUUGUAAAAUACAUGAGAGAUUGAUGAGGAAUAUGUUGCCAUACUAUUGGUAAUAAUACAUCAACAAAUGUUGCUACCGCAAAAUUAUUGAUGGAUCAGAAAAAACAUGACAUAAAUCUCUUUGGGUAGCACUGUCUAGAUUUGAUGCUGGAAAAUAUAAUCAAAAUGAAAAAAUACAAAAAAGAUGCGAAAAUCGACAACUAGGAGAGAUUUCGCUUGAUGGGGAAUUCGCUCUUUUGUUUCUUACAUUUAGUGCUUGCUUGCAUAUUAAGAUAAGUUGACUCGAAUCCUUGUCUCUAUUGCUUGGAGCUUAUCAAUCGAACCAUAACAUGUUGAAUUUUGAACAUGCCUUUCUAAUGAAUUUUGUUAUUCAUGGUGAAAUUUUUAUAUACGUCCACUCUGUUUUUCUUCUUUCUUGAGUAUACUUUCGAACAUUGGGCAUGUCUUUUUCCCUCUUUUCUCAUUUCAAUUACUUCCCUCUUGAUUUGACUAAUGUAUGCAACAACAAGACAGACCUCUUUGGUGUAAUUUUCCCUUGCUAAUUCCUCAAUAUUGAAAACAAACUUCAGUACAAAUUGUAUCAUCGUAACUGCCAUUUCAUUUGUCCCCUUCUUCAAAGUUAACUCUGUUCUUCUCAUUCUUAUUCAUCUAAAUGUAUUAUUCCGCUAGAAUUGCUGCAUCUGACUUAAAACAUUGGAAACAUCAGGAAACCUCCAAUUAGUUUGUCUUUUAAUCCCUCCACUUGAGGCAAAUCCAUGUAGCUCAUAUUUACUUUAUUUUUGUCAUUUGGAUCAGGCUAAUUAAUUCUAUCCAACCUGGGGAUGUGAUAUCUCAUCGUUGCUUUUGUUAUUAAAAAAAUCUUGUCUUCAGAGGUAUUGAAGAGAUUUUUGUGGGAGAGUCCUUGUUACUUCUUUACUUUCCUUUUUGGUUCAGCCUAUCUUGCCUUCAGAGGAUUAACAGAUAAUUGUUAGCCGCACUUGGAGUUUUUGGUGCAAUAAGAUCGCAUGAUAAUGUUUUACUGUGAAAAGGCAUUUUUUGUUAAACUUUUCAUUUGCUAUCUUCCAGUUCUGGAGCUUCCACUUUAGGAAAAUUUUCUGGGAAUUUAAUCAUUUCACGAUGGAAUCAUUUUUCCUUAACAGGCUAGGAUAGCACUUGAGCGAAGGAAAUUUCUUAAAAAUGCUACUACUUCUGUUCAAAGACAAGCUACAUGGUCUAACUUAGCGCAUGAAAUGACGGCUGAAUUUCGUGCUCUUUGUGCUGAAGAGGUAGAUGGUAAUUUUAUUGUCCUUUUUAUCAGUGGCAAGUUCUUCACUCUUUAUGCCUUUACUUUUUAUAGAUAUCAGGUUUUGUUCUAAUUCUUCAAAUCUCGGAAUGACUUUAUAUUAGUUGUUUACCUGCUGUGUAGGCUUAUUUGCAACAAGAACUAGAAAAGCUUCAAUAUUUGAGAAACAAAGCUAACUUGGAUGGUGAAUCAUGGGAUGACUCUUCAUUUGGUUCUCUUAGUCAAAACUCUCAUCUUGUACAGAAGGCAACUCGUCUGUGGGAUUCUUUAUUAGGCCGAAUGAGUAAGAAGUCACUUCAAGUGACAAAUUUAUUUAUUUUAUUUGUAUUUCAGUCCAAGUUUUCUUAAACUGUUAUGCUGAUUUGUAUCAGUUUCAUGUACAGAAUAAAAACAUCUUCCUUCCUUGUUUCUCCUUUACUUUUAUUUACCAAGGAAUAUUUUCAUAUUAUCUUACUUUGGAAUCAUUUUAAACUUCAUGCAUCUUGCCUUAUUUUUAAAUGCAACCUGUUCAAAAAAUUAGUUUUAUCCCACAUUUUCUGAGAUAUUCAUCAUAUUCUUUUGACGAUAUUGAAAUUUAAUAAAAAAAAUUCCAUAUUGUGUUGCCUUAUGAUUGAAAUGUUAGAAUGAUCCCGAAUGGUUAAUAUGAAAUUGUACCUCGAGUGAUAGCCCAAUAACUGUGAUGUGGCUCAAAGCUGAUAAUAUCUUUUAGGCUACUAGUACUCCAUUUAUGUUUUGCACUUGAUGAAGCCUAAAUACUCUUCUUGUGUACGAGGAGACACGAGAAUAAUCCUUUAAUAAUUAAUAGUUAAGCCUAUGAUUAUAAAGAUAGGCUUACUCUACCUAUUGUCUUGAGUUGGAUGGUCCGAUAGCUGUAACAUAAAACUCUAGUCCCUAUGUUUGAACAAGAUUUCUUGUUGUAUAUCAGCUUUAUAGCCUAGGUAAUUUACAUGGUUCAUCGAAAAAAUUAGCAAAACUGAACAUGAAUAUGAACUGUAGAGUGAUCAAUGCUUAGUGACUUGCACAUAGCAGUCGCCUGUAGGUCUAAGUUAUGACUAGCUUUUGUUUUGAAGCUGGCUCCUUCACAGAAAAAACCUAUGGAAUUGGCUGACAAUGUCUCAACUUUAUUCUUGGACUCAAAGUCAAGAUCGAAAUGGGAAUUUGAAUAUGGGUGGAGGUCUGUUUGGCAUAUAUUCCUAGACUUGGAGAUUCAGGGAUGACUUUAAACUGGAAACUACCAAGGACCCCCAUUGCUAGUAGAAGUUGUCGCACGACCUAGUUACAGAUGGUACUAAACUUUAUUGGACUUGUAUUUUCUGAAAUUUUAUUAAAUUUAUUUAAAUUUAUUUAUUUAAUCACCUUAAAAGUCUUCAUUUCAUCCUGAUGAUUGUGGAAUCGCACCAAGUCCGACCUUUAAGGUAUAUGGACUGUCAUGACGAAACAGUAGUUAUUGGUUGCUCCUGCUUGAUUUAGGCAUCAAGCAGCCCUACAACUGGACUGCAUAUGGUGAAGAGUUAAAAGACAUGUCGAAAACAGGUUGAUAGGCCAAAAAUUCACUCUGGUUUGUUGCAUCCAAUCUUAAUAACUGAUCCUUUAAAUCUUAAUUAUGACAUAUGCUUAAUUUCUCUAUUGUUAUUCUUUUCUCGUUUUUGCAACUUGUCGUAUCUUGCCAUUCAGUUAUGAAAUGUUUAUGCAAGUCAACACAGUUUGUAUGUUGGUGUUCUUUCUUCUCUCCAGCUCAACAUGAAGUUCUUGCUUCAGGACCAAUUGAGGACUUAAUAGCUCAUCGUGAGCACAGGUUUUGUUUUUGAGUUUUUUUUUCUGCUUUUAUAUAAUUCCGAUGUAUCUUAUCUCCUAGUUGUAAUCUGUCAUGGUCAACUUGAUAUUUGCAGGUAUCGAAUCUCUGGGUCAUCUUUGCUUGCCGCAAUGGACCCAAGUUCUGAUGUCCCUUGUACAGAUACAGUCUCAGUCCAAUCAAGUGAUAUUCCUCUGCCAUUCAAUGAACAGAACCAAGACGUGUCAAGUGGUUCUCAAGGACAAAAUGAAACUGUUUCUCGGGUCAGUGAAGGAAGCAGAAGGAUGGAAUCCACUGUUGAUGUUGCAGAGGUUCUAAGGUGCUGGACUCAUGCUUUGCAGCGGAUACAUAAGCAAUCACUUCAUCUGGUAUGUUCAUAUUGUUUUCAAGGAUGCACUAAGAAAAUGAUAAACUUAAGCAUAGUUUUUUAUCCUUUUUCUUUUUCUCAGAAUGUUCCAACUUUUUUAUGUGAUUAGAAAUGCAUAAUGUUAGCCGCAAUUGAGUUCAUUCAUACCAUGACCUGUAAUAUCAAAUUGAGCUUUGCAUUCUGGUGAAGGCCCAUUUCAUGUAAAUAAACAAGUGAUAGGGAUUUCUCUGUAAACUGCAGCUCGUGAAUUCUUGCUACUUCAGGCCCAAGCAAAACAAAGGGUUUGUUGUUAAAUAUCGUCCACACUAACCUUUUCUGUCAAGAAAAGGUUAUUGCUAAAUUCCACCAAAUAUACAAAUGAGCUUAAUCAUACAUGUCUUCCAAUUAUAUCUUAUGAAUCUCCCGCACUAACCUUCUCCCCAAAUGAAACGGGGAUUUUAGUGAAUAACAAAAUAGCACACUUGGUCGGUCAAGUUGGUCAAUUUUAUGACUCCCUACUAGAGCCCACGUAUGAUAUAUGCCUUAAAAUGAAGAGCCUUAAGCACGAAGAGAAAAAUCAGGUCUUUCCUUUAAAAAAAGUUUAAUGCAUGUACCUAGGUUUGCUCGCUUGAAAUGUGUGACAAAAACUAAAUGUUUUUUUCGUUGGUUUGGUUGUUUUAUUGACAGUAAAUUUAUGAUUAUCUAUGGUGGCUCAACAUAUUGAUUUGACAUUGCUGACAAUUAGGAACUAAACGUGCAUGGGGUGUGCUUUCGGGUUUCGUAUUUAUGUCUAUUAUUUGAGCAUUUUGGAGACGUCCACUGUCCAUAGCUAAAAUUUCCUUCCCGCUUCUAUUAGGCGUUGCAACAUUUGAUGUGCGUUCUGAAAUUGUAACUUUUUUAUGUUACAUUUCCUCGUCACAUUUCUGACAGCAGUUUAUUUUAUUGAUGGUGUACGGAAUUUUUAUUGAUGACAUGCAUUUAGGUGAAGGUCAACGAUGGAUCUGGUCCUGAGCUUCUUCAGUGCUCUGAUACUGAUAGUAAUGCACACACUGAGUCACUGACUGCCACUCUUGCUGAACAUCGCCAACAUUUAGUUAGCAUGCAGGUAGUCGAAGCUCUUACCUUUCGUACACUUUUUUCUUGCUUGUUUGAGAUGUCCGAAAAGUCUUUUUUUAUUUUAUUAAACCCAUAUGAGAUCCCUAGGGAUAACACCAUGAUAAAGUUUGGUCAUGUGAAUUGUGUGGUAAACAUAAGAGAGAUAGAAAAUUAAAAGGUACCUUGGGGUUAAACCAGUUUGUGGGCUAGGAUUCUUUGCCAUCAGUAAAGGCAUCAUCAAGCAGUAAGGAGAGUGUUUGAGCAUUGAAUGGGAUAGAAUGUGUGAAACAAAAAAAAUCCAACUAUGGGGCAUCUGUCUAAUUUAGGAAAUGUUGCUAUUACUGAACAAUAUUUUUUUAUUAACAUGUGCAUCACCAAUGCUUUGUGCCCAGCGUUUUUUGUGAUCGAUAUCAGAGAUAGGGUGGAGGCCUUUUGUAGCAUAUGUGAGGAGUCUCUAUUUCCUGUGUAGUGUCAAGUUUUUAUCAAGGCGGAGACAUCCAGGUGGCUGGAUUUUCUCUAGUUCGUGGAUAAACUGAUCUGGAAGAAAAAAUGCUAAAAGUGUACUUUAAACAUGAUAUAUUGUACUUUAUGUACUGUCAUUGAGGUUAAAUCUUAUACUGGAAGGCGCGCAAUAGAAUGAAAUUUAGAGUAUUCUAUUAGUUUCUGCUUUCUUCUUAAAUGAUAAGAGAAGCACAAUCUCCACUGAUAAGAAAGUGCCCCUGGUGAGGUUUCUAUGUUUCGUGGUUGAGAGCUUAGCCGAGUUCCUGAUUCUUUAGAGACUGUAGAAAAUGAAGAGUAGACGCUGUGUGUGUGUAUGUGUACACAAGGGAGAAGGGGCCGCUCGAGAUUCAACUUCAUCAGUAGACCCUCUCAACGACUAAGAUGUUAGGGUAAGGAAAAGAUUCGCCUGCACCAGGUUAUGAUUUCCCGUAGUUAACUUCAAAAGUGGUGGGUUAGGUGGUGGAGGCCAGAGAAGAUACAAUUGAAUAAUGUUGGGGAGAGAUUUAAAAAAGUUUGCGUGCACCAGCUUCAUAAUUCAGAGAUAGGGUGCUUUCUACACUCUCCCUAACCUCUUUCUAAAGAGCAAUAGGAAACUUCAUGGCAGAUUCUGAAGAGGAUUCAGUUAGACUUGUCUCCUCCUGUAAAGUAGGCUCAUGAGAAAGCUCAUGCAAAGGGAAACUUGACUAAGCCGUCUCCUGGGGUUCUGUUUGGUAGUCAGCUUGUCUCUCUUUUUAUUUCUAUUGCUCUUGUAGUAAGUGAGAGGAUAUUGUUCAGUCCUUUCUUUCCGAUCUCCAUCCUUCUUCUCCCCAGUAGAUUCACUAGUGGCUCAAUAUCAGGGUAACAUCAGGAGUUACCUGAGGGUAGGGAGACAGUGGAUGUUGCUGGUCUUGAGUAAUCUAACCCUGAGGAGUAUGACUGGAGUAAAAAGACUCGAAGUUAAUGAAAGUGAAAUCCGUUCAAGAUAUACUUCCUCCUAUUUAUUGGAUCAAGACACUUGUACCCCUUUUGAUGUAGAGGAAUAACGAAGAAACAUGGCAUUCUGUUUAUAAGGAAUGAUAUUGUGAGAAUGGCUUCUGUUCAAAAUUUUAGUUUUAGGCAAGUUGGUGUAGUAAGGCACUAGCAGUCUUGAGAAGUAUAAGCACAAGAGAACUCAUGCAUGAUGCCUACAUCUUCCUUGAAGAUGUUAUCAUCCCUUGAAAGCUAUUCCUAUAUGCUAUGGGUUCUGGAAACCUGUACUUGGUUUCUUACCAGAUUCGAAGCAGCUAACAUCUGGAUAUAUAACUGAGUAGUUUCAGUUUGUAUCUUGAACAUUGGUCAAUAGUGUAGCUUUGUACCUGAGAUUUGGUGGUUGGAAUAAUGUCAUACCCUCUUUUUCUAAUCUUGAAAUCAUGGAUAGCAAGAUUGUCGGAUAUGGGAUGAUGCUAACUUCUAUAAUUAUCUAUCGUUAUUAGAUUAUUGUCGGAAACAUUAAAUAUGUACACCGGGGGAAAGCGAAGCGAAGCUAGGUAGAGAAAAAUCAUUUUAGCAAAGAUCUACGGUCAGUCUGAGAUUUAAUUUUGAGAUCCUGCUUAAGGCAGGGAAGGGGAGAAAUUGCAUCAUGGCUUUCCUGGCAACACAGCUGAAGUAUUAAUGAAAGAUAAUACUCGACUUGAGUUUGUUGAUUUCCAGUUGAAAUUAAGCCCAUAUGUGGCUCGCGUUUUAGAUUCAUCUUCUCGUGCCAGAAAACUCCUACUCUUGUACUUUAUUUUUUGCAUUAUUUAUAUUUAUUCCCGUAAACAUAUUUCUUAGUGCUAUUUAUUGAAAAGUUUUCUAUCAUUGUACGUCUAAUUGCCUGAAUACUUUCUAAACGUUUUUCUUUUCGCUGUAGGGUCUCAUUAACCAGCUGAAGGAAGCAGUGCCAGGAAUGCAACAAUCAAUAGUAGAGCUCACAGAAGAAGUUAAUAACACAUAUCGCUUGUUUCCUAUGACUGAGUACAAUGCCAAUUCAGUCCCACAAAUUCAGACCCAAAGUAGUGGACGAGCACUAGUAAGACCUCCAUGAAAUCACUGAAUCUUUCAUUGCCUAACACUAAAAUUUGUAAUAGAAUUCCAAAUUAUUGCGAGUAGUCGAACGAUCAUGCAUCAAUAAACGUACCAUAUAUUGCACGACACCAGGGACAAAGCAAGGACGAGGCUUUUGAGCUGGCUUCAAAAUUAUCCGGCAUUCAACUUGAGAAAUCUACAGCUAGUCCUGCUCUGAGGCUACCCCAGCUAUUUAGUGCCACUCCAAAUUCAUCUGGGAAAGGUGGAAACACAUCAAAACGUCUUCCUGAAGAUAAAAAAAUCAAGCAGCCUUUCUCAAAUGAUCAUGCAGACAAUGAAGGUUUUUAACUUCCUUCUGUUAUUCCAAGUGGCGUGGAUUUUAGAUAUAUCCCUUAGUUUCUCAUAAUUUUUUUGUUUCAUAGUUGUUACAGAUUCUUAAGCUAAUUGUUUUCUUCCUUUAAUAAUUUAACCUUAUCUAUGAAACCUUGUCAAAUCAAAAUUGAUUACUCAUACCUUUCGCUUUUGUGGUAUCUGAAGGUGAUAUUCAUUACAUCCAGAACCUAAAGCAUUCUGUUCGUGAAGCUGCCCUGUCAAUCCAAUCGAGUAACCUUGUCUGUCCACAGGAGAAGGCAGAUGAUGAUAAUUCCGGGCAUUUCUUUUUACCUUUGCCAGUGAGUGGAGAUUCUCGGAGAUGUGAAGAUGCUUCGCCUAAUAUAGGCAGACACCAGCUGCUUUUCUCUCCACUAGAAAGAUGUGAUAUGAAGAACAACGUCAACCAUAAAUUCCCUGAUACAAAAAGCUUGUAUGAGGCACCUGACUCAGCAAAACAUUCCCUUGAAACUGAUGAUCGAGGAAAUGUGAUUAGUAAGCAUUUCCAAACUGGUGAUACAAACUGUACAACUCCGUCCACACAUAUUGCGUUUUAUGGCAUUCAUGGAACUCUUGAUCAAGCCCUUUCGCCUCCCCUAAUGAUGGACUCCUCAUUCUUUCCAGAUACAUAUGAGGACUUGCUUGGUGAGAUCUUUUGUUAAAAAACCCAUUUGUUUUGUUAUUUAUGGCUUCUCUAUUAUACUGUGGUAUUAAGUUUCGUCAACAUUUGAUUGCUGUAUUAUAAUACAAUCAUGACAAUUGAAACCUUGUUUAAUUUUAUGAGAAUGGCAGAAUAUGAUGAUCAUAUUUGAUAACUUGUUCGCUAGUCUAACAGAAACUGAGUUGACAGGCUCACAAGUCAGACUGAUGCAUCAGUUGUGUACAUAUCAAUUAUUUGUCCUUGUGAAGUCUCCUCGCUAUACUCUACUUCCCGACUGUCUACCUCUGCUGUCUGUGAGUAAUCCUCCUCUAAUCAGCUCAUGCUCUUUCUGCAGCACCUCUCUCUGAAACUGAAGCGGCAUUGAUGGAGAGAUAG